CCCGUAAAAGUUCUGCUGGCAGUGGGCGGGAGUCGAUAGCUGAGCUUCUCACGAGAUGACUGGAGGGGAUCACUUCUGCCUAAACUAUUCUGCCAAACAGAAUUCUGGGUAAGUAUAAGAGCAAUCCAUCUUCCUACCUACCGUCCACGUCACCCCAAAGAGGUUUUUCGAGCACCUCAGCGGUUCAUACCACCUCGCACAAAUAAUGCGUUUCUCCUUCCUCGCCCUUAUUGUUGCGCUGACAACAUCUAUAACGUUUGUCAGUGCGUGUGCGCCAGUGGAAGCGCCUUGUCUACAUGACGGUGACUGCUGCGAUAAAGAGGAUAAAUGCGUUCAAACUGUAAGUAGGGGUAGUUUGCUUUGCAUCAAAUUUUCACUUGAUGACUCACCCUUUGGGCCUUGUAAUAUCAGGCGGAUGGUGCUCAAAUGUGCUAUCAUAAAGGCGAUUAGCCCCAAAGAGGAGGCCGUUAAAUUUGCACGUAGCAACACACUGCUGGGUCAUGUUUCCGCUUUCCCAUUGAGGAAAUGCCGCAAAGUGAAUGAAGUAUUUGCGCACUUGUUGGUUUUGGUGUAAAUGGAACCCAGGCUUGUAAUCCGAAAUAGUUUG
Molecule: messenger RNA, 607 nt
Organism: Suillus subalutaceus
Lineage: Eukaryota; Fungi; Basidiomycota; Agaricomycetes; Boletales; Suillaceae
Exons: 2
Coding region: 206-574 (122 amino acids)
Source: RefSeq, a predicted model, not a curated record